Molecule: messenger RNA, 1975 nt
Organism: Macadamia integrifolia
Lineage: Eukaryota; Viridiplantae; Streptophyta; Magnoliopsida; Proteales; Proteaceae
Product: low-temperature-induced cysteine proteinase
Exons: 5
Coding region: 370-1725 (451 amino acids)
Cellular component (GO): lysosome
Molecular function (GO): cysteine-type endopeptidase activity
Source: RefSeq, a predicted model, not a curated record
UCAGGCAGUAUCGCCAUCGUCGUCGUCUUCGUCAUCGGGGAUGGUAACAACAUUCCUUGGCAAAGUUUGAAGGCCCACAACAUUUGUCGCCUCUUCAUUUAUUGACUCUUGGACAGCAAUUGCCAAAGUCAGCUUACUUCCUUUAAUAGCAGAGCGAGACGUGGCAUUUGGGAGACUCAGAGAGAGCCUAAAGACCCUAAGAACAGGGAGGGAGGGUUCGAACUUCGAAGGUGGGGUUUGGAAAUUGUCUUCACUCUUCGUCCCUUCUAAUCGGAUUUUAGGGUAAUUCCAUCCAUCAUCCAACCAGAAAAAAAAAAAAAAAAAAAAAAAAAAAGUUUACAUUCCCUUUAUUUCUUCCUCUCCCAAAAAAUGCGUUCUUCUGGGGCAUCUCCGCCUCUAACAGUUCUCUUUCUUCUUGGUUUGGUUCUCUUUGGUCAUAUUCGCCCCUCUUUAUCUUCUUUCACUUCUGAUCUCUUCGACACCUGGUGCGAACAGUAUGGCAAGUGUUACUCCUCUGAGGAAGAGAAGCUCUUCAGGUUCCGCGUGUUUGAAGACAAUCUCGCCUUCGUUACGCACCACAAUAGUUUGGCCAAUUCCUCUUAUACCCUUUCCCUCAAUGCUUUCGCUGACCUUACCCACCAUGAGUUCAAGGCCUCCCGGUUGGGCCUCAGCCUCGCUUCUGCUGAUGCCCUUGGCUUUUCCCCUCGAAAUUCUUCAUCUUUCUCAACUCCCAGUUUCUCGGCUCAACUUCCGUCUUCCAUCGAUUGGAGAGAGAAAGGUGCAGUCACGAAGGUGAAAGAUCAGGCGAGUUGUGGUGCUUGUUGGUCUUUCUCUGCCACUGGUGCAAUUGAAGGCAUAAAUCAGAUUACCACAGGAUCUCUUUUGAGCCUCUCGGAGCAAGAGUUAGUUGAUUGUGACCGAUCUUUUGAUACUGGGUGUAGUGGAGGACUUAUGGACUAUGCAUUUGAAUGGGUUAUAAAAAAUCAUGGGAUUGACACAGAAGAGGAUUAUCCAUAUCAAGGAGGAGAAAAGACCUGUAAUAAAAAUAAGCUAAAAAGACGAGUUGUAACCAUUGAUGGGUAUGUUGAUGUGCCUCCCAAUAGUGAGGAACAACUACUCCAGGCUGUUGCAUCUCAACCUGUGAGUGUAGGUAUAUGUGGUAGUGAAAGAGCUUUCCAGUUGUACUCAAAGGGGAUCUUCUCUGGCCCAUGUUCAACUUCUUUGGAUCAUGCUGUAUUGAUUGUUGGUUAUGGUUCAGAAAAUGGAGUUGAUUACUGGAUUGUGAAGAACUCCUGGGGAACAGGUUGGGGAAUGAAAGGCUACAUUCACAUGGUGCGAAACAGUGGCAAUGCACAAGGGGUUUGCGGUAUAAACAUGCUAGCUUCGUAUCCAACUAAGACUAGUCCUAACCCCCCUCCUCCACCUUCCCCUGGUCCAACUAGAUGUAGUCUCCUGUCCUACUGCUCAGAAGGUCAAACCUGUUGCUGUACGCGGCCGUUAUGGGGCUUCUUAUGCUUUUCAUGGAAAUGCUGCGAGCUGGAUUCAGCUGUGUGUUGCAAUGAUCACGUUUCUUGUUGCCCUCAUGAUUAUCCAGUUUGUGAUACCCAAACGAAGCGAUGCCUCAAGAGUUCUGGGAACUUCACAAGAGUAAAAGGGAUUGAGAAGGCAAGUUCUUUUGGGAAGUCUGGAGGUUGGAAUUCUAUUCUUGAGGCUUUGAAUUGGUAAAAUCACUAGCAUUAAGGUACUGUUAUUAUUAUUCGCUGUUUUUGUUAUGAUCAUCAAUAUUGUUUCUUCACUAUACUUCACAUUAUCUGUACAUCAAACAGCAAAAAAUUUUAUAUUGGUUCAGAAUUUUCUAUGUUAUUGAGAAAUUGUACUACGCUCAAUUUCACCAUUUAGAUGUGUGGAUCACUGAAACAAGGUGUACUCAUCCUGUCAACCAAUAUCAUCCUUUCCUCUGUAUUAUCUGAUUUAA